CACACACACACGUGACCUCUGACCUCUCCAAGGUUUCUCCAGCAGAUUAAAAGCCGGACUCUUCAGCCUCUCUUCAGUUUCUUCUCUGCACAGCCAUGUUCACUCGUCUACUCUCCUGUCUUCCUUCCUUUAUCUCCCUCCCUCCCUCCUCUUCUCCGUCCUUCCUCCUCAUCCUCUUGGUUAUGGCGGUCGUCGUCUGGUUCCUGAUCCCACGUCGGCCCGAGCCUCCGUCCUCUCCUGCCCCAGCUCGGGGCUCCAUCCCCUGCCUGCCGCGGCUCCCCGUCCUGGGCAGCCUCCCCUGGCUGAGAGGAGGUCUCCCCCCUCACCUCCUCUUCUCCCAGCUGUCCCACAGGUAUGGCUCUCUGUUCGCUCUCUACCUGGGUCCUCACUACACGGUGGUGGUGAACAACCAUCAUCACGCCAGAGAGGUGCUGCUGCAGAGAGGGAGAGACUUCGCUGGACGACCGAGCAUGGUGACGACCAACCUGUUGACCAGAGGAGGUAAAGACAUCGCGUUUUCAGACUACUCUCCUCUCUGGAAGCUGCAUCGCCGCCUCGUCCACAACUCCUUCACUCUGUUUGGAGAAGGAACCAGUCGACUGCAGGAUAUCGUUCUGUCCUCGGUGGACGGUCUGUGUGCAGAGCUGUUGUCCGGCGGGAGGCACGGCUUCGACCCGUCCCCCGCUGUGACCCGGGCCGUCACCAACGUCGUGUGCACGCUGGUGUUCAGCGCCACCUAUCGCCACGGCGACGCAGAGCUGCAGGAAGUGAUGCGAUACAACGAUGGCAUCGUGCAGACGAUCACCAGGGGAGGACUGGUGGACAUUUACCCCUGGAUGAAGGUCUUUCCUAACAAGUCUCUCAGUAAACUGAAGGACUGUAUCACCGUCAGAGACCGGCUGCUGACACGCAAACUGGAGGAGCACAAGGCGUCGCUGAGUGACGGAGAACCCCGUGACCUUCUGGAUGCUUUGCUAAAGGGCCAGACGGGCACGGCGUCCGGAUCAGAGGACGAGGGGAUAACGGACGACCACGUCCUGAUGACAGCGGCUGAGGCUUUUGGAGCCGGAGUGGAGACGACAUCCACCACCCUGCUGUGGAUCCUGGCCUACCUGCUGCACCACCCGGAGGUCCAGGAUCGAGUGCAGAGAGAGCUGGACGAGCACAUCGGCAGCGAGCGAGCAGCGUGCAUGUCGGACCGCGGCCGGCUGCCGUACCUGGACUGCGUCAUCAACGAGGGCAUGAGGAUCCGACCGGUCAGCCCCGUACUGAUCCCUCACACCGCCAUGACCCACAGCAGUAUUGGAGGUCACUCCGUCGGCCGUGGGACUCGUGUUUUGGUGAACAUGUGGUCGAUUCACCACGACCCCCGACACUGGGACAAACCCGACCUCUUCAACCCAGAUCGUUUCCUUGACAACCACGGUCAGCGGGUCACGCCCUCCUGCUUCCUGCCGUUUGGGGCGGGACCUCGCGUCUGCGUCGGCGAAUCGUUGGCCAGGCUGGAGCUCUUCCUCUUCUUGUCCUCUUUGCUCCAGCGAAUGAGCUUCAGGCUUCCGGACGGGGCCCCCCCGCCCAACCUGCAGGGGCGGCUGGGUGUGGUUUUACAGCCAUUGCCUUAUAAGGUCAUCGUCACGCCAAGGGCGGGGUGGGAGGGUGGUGCAAAAUAAAAAAGGAGGAGGAGAAGGUUAA
Toxotes jaculatrix (banded archerfish) is the source of this 1692-nucleotide messenger RNA. Its product is annotated as steroid 17-alpha-hydroxylase/17,20 lyase. The transcript has 9 exons. The record is from RefSeq and is a predicted model, not a curated record. NCBI's taxonomy places the organism in Eukaryota, Metazoa, Chordata, Actinopteri, Toxotidae. Gene Ontology annotation, biological process: hormone biosynthetic process; progesterone metabolic process. Gene Ontology annotation, molecular function: steroid 17-alpha-monooxygenase activity; iron ion binding; heme binding. The coding region runs from base 96 to 1670 and encodes 524 amino acids.